Messenger RNA from Malus domestica (apple), 2283 nucleotides. NCBI's taxonomy places the organism in Eukaryota, Viridiplantae, Streptophyta, Magnoliopsida, Rosales, Rosaceae. The record is from RefSeq and is a predicted model, not a curated record.
ACGUACGAUACUGAAAGAGAGGAUCCUCGCUCUAUGCUCUUUGGGAGGAUUUUGGACUUUUCAAUUAUAUUUGUUUAUUUUAUAUUAUGCGAUUAUUUUUUAUUAAAGUAUUGUUGAUAUUCAAUUUUAAAUAAAAAUUUUAACAAUGAUUUUUGACUAGGAUGUGAAUGGAGAAUGCAUGAGGAUCCGGCGAGUAUCCUGCUGGAACACUUGAAGCUGGUAUUUGCUAAACCCCUCACUCUCCCUCUCUCUCUCUCAUUAACAUAUACAGCAAUGGCGAGCUCACAGGAAGAGGCCAAGCUCGAGCGAUACCUCCAGUGGUUACAGGUUAAUGGAGCGGAGCUACACGGCUGCAAAAUCAAAUACUCCGAUUCCAACAAAGGUUUUGGCAUUUUUUCGGCUAAUGAUGUUUCUGAUGGGGUUCUAUUAGUUGUUCAUCUGGAUUUGGCAAUAACUCCAAUGAGAGUUUUGCAAGACCCUCUUCUUGGACCAGAAUGUAGAGCAAUGUUUGAAGAAGGAGAUGUAGAUGAUAGGUUCUUGAUGAUCUUAUAUCUCACAGUGGAGCGCCUCCGCAAGAAUUCUUCUUGGAAACCGUACCUUGAUAUGCUUCCGACCACUUUUGGUAAUCCACUUUGGUUUACUGAUGAUGAGCUUUUGGAGCUAAAAGGGACAACAUGGUAUCGAGCAAUGGAACUGCAGAAGAAAAGCUUGGUGUCGUUAUAUGAUGACAAACUGAAGGCUCUGGUGAAGAAACUGUUAACUCUGGAUAGGGAUUUGGAAAGAGAUAUGUGCUUUGAAGAUUUCCUCUGGGCAAAUUCUCUGUUUUGGACCCGUGCUUUAAACAUUCCCCUUCCAUAUUCGUACGUAUUUCCCAAAAUUCAAGAAGACAGUGCGCUUCAGAUGGCAAAAAUUCUGAGGUUUCUACAAAUAUUUGCAAAGAAGAGUGUUAAUGGAAGAGAUGAAAGUGGAUGUCAGGUUGAAGGGGUUGAUAUUCAAGUUAGUAAAGUGACAUCCCCGCCUAAACAAAACGAGACUGUCUGGGUGGAGGGUCUUGUUCCUGGCAUUGACUUUUGCAACCAUGAUAUAAAGGCAGCAGCAACAUGGGAAGUUGAUGAAACUGGAUUGAUAACUGGAGUUCCUAAUUCUUGGUACCUUCUUUCUGCUGGACAACCCUUGCAGAUCGACGCAGAGAUUUUCAUAAGUUAUGGUAGCAAAGGGAACGAGGAACUGCUUUAUCUGCAUGGUUUUGUCCUUGAUGAUAAUCCAGAUGACUAUCUCAUGGUCCAUUAUCCUGUGGAGGCCAUUCAAAACGUUCCCUUUGCAGACUCGAUAGCACAGCUUCUCGAAGCACAGAAAGGCGAAACGAGGUGUCUGUUACCUAGAAGUUUACUGGAUCAUGGCUUUUUUGCAGUAGGCAACUCAAAUACUGAAGGAGGUGAGAAGUGCAAACUCGACCAUGUUUGCAGCUAUAGUUGGAGUGGCCAGUGCAAGAUGCCAUCAUACUCGAGCAGGUUGGUUUUCCCUGAAACCUUUUUGACAGCCUUGAGGACUAUAGCCAUGAAGGAGGAUGAGCUAUUUCAGGUUUCAUUGCUGCUGGAAGAGCUUGUACAAUCAAGAGAGGGGAGGCAACCAUCUGAUUCAGAAGUUCAGGCUGCGGUAUGGGAAACUUGUGGUGAUUCCGGAGCUUUGCAAAUACUUGUUGAUCUUCUUAACAUGAGGAUGACGGAUCUUCAAGAGUCUUCUGGUACAGAGGACUGCGACACCAGUUUGCUUGAAAACGAACAUAUUACUGAAAGUGCGACCCAGCAGAAUGAGAACAAUUUAAGCUGCAGUGGACAGACGAACAGCAUUGCACGACACAAGUCGGCGAGUUGAAAUGUCUGGUCUAGUAUAGUCUAUAGACGUGGGCAGAAGCAACUUACUCGACUAUUCCUCAAGGAAGCAGAAUGCGCCCUGCAAUUAGCCCUCAGCGAAGGGAACUGACUGUUUAUGUAAAAUCAUGCAAGCCUUUGCCAACUUUAGGAAGUGAAUUUGGACAAUGAAUGUUCAUAAUAAAAGCACUUCUGCACAUAGCUAGAAGUGCUUUUUGAAGCCGCAAUCCCAAACCGGCUAGUGCUUGUAAUUAUUCUUUCUCGUGCAUGCUAGUCGUUAUAUGUUUCCCUCAUACAAUAGGGUGCGACCAAAGUUUUCCUUCCCAACUUCUUUUGGUUACUACCAAUCUAUGGCAAUUUUGCUGCAACCCCUAUGGUUAAUAGUUUCGUAUAAAUUUUCAUGAAAUGCUAA